Ostrea edulis (European flat oyster) is the source of this 3461-nucleotide messenger RNA. RefSeq lists its product as uncharacterized. The record is from RefSeq and is a predicted model, not a curated record. NCBI's taxonomy places the organism in Eukaryota, Metazoa, Mollusca, Bivalvia, Ostreida, Ostreidae. The transcript is spliced from 10 exons. Bases 328 to 1788 code for a protein of 486 amino acids.
CUUGAUCCGCUCACGUAUAUCGUUACACAAUGUAGCGAUAUACGUGAGUGGAUCAAAGAAUUUAAUUCUAAUUAGAUUGUUUUUAUAUGUGAAGAACUGGUUUAUUUGCAACAAACCAGAAUGCUAUAACUUUCCGACAAUGUCACACUAAUAGGGUCCAUUCGCACAACGGAGCUGACAGUGAACACGGAAGAGAUACACCUCAAUACGCAGGGUUUAAAUAUCAACUGGCUGUACACAUGUCUAACCUUCCAUUCGAUCGAACAGUCCGAACACACGGAGUAUGACUAUAAAAGUGUCCCUCGGAUGAUGCGGUGACUCGGAGUAAUGCUUCUAUGUUCUAUCACAGUCCUACUGUUGGUCAUCGUGGCUUAUCGAGAUGUCCGUUCCUCGCUUUGUGAUUCUACAAACUGUUCUGCAGCGAAACUGAAAAACUUUAGCUGUGAGGAAGGAUAUGAGAAAGAAGUUGAACUAUUUAAGAAUCGGCAUGGCGGUCGUGAACAAUAUGACUACCCAGAAGACAGCUUCCCCUCAAAGCCGUAUGUGCGCGUGUCAUACAUCCGCCUAAACGAAUAUUGGAACUCUUCUAAGAUACUCGAAUAUAACAAGGAGUAUAACACAAACGUUACACAUGGAUUGGAGAUAGGUUUUACUGAGGACGGAAAUAGAGGUAACACAUCCCUUUUCAUGAAAUUCAGCAGUACAAACAAAUUUAACAAUGCCAAGGAUCAUUUCUAUGAAGCACAUCCGGAGAAACGUGUUUUAUAUUUUUCAAGUUCCAAGACAGUCAUUACUCAUCUCUGUCUCCAAGGCUUACAGACAAGACCUGUCUCAUACACAGUCCUCCUGACCGUGUUCCCGGAAUGGGAAUCUGCAAUUGGUCUUUGGCGCCCUUCAUCGACCAAUCAUUACAUGUCCUUUUCAAAGGACAACUUAGCAGUGGCUGUCUCAAACUAUCCAUUGAAAACCGAUAUCCGUGUUGUUUACGACACUCCGUCUGAUCAAGACAUGUGCACCUGUGUUAGAAUGCUUCAUAUAUGCAAGGACUCUGGAGGCUGUGUGAAAAAUUCUACUGAACAGUGCCAAGACGUAAAUAACUUCAAAAACAACUAUGUAUCAGCGAGUUAUGUGUGGUCCAGCCGCAGCCCCGGUAGAUACUAUGUCAAGAUUGAAUUCCAUUGUGUUAGCAUGAGGAACGGAGAGGAAAGAGAAAGGGAUUUUUAUCUUAAAUCCUCAGUCAUAGAAAUCCCCAGAUCGUUCAGAAAAGCGAGCGUCAAACAUGCAAUUGAUGGGAAGGUAUUGGUGAACACGGACCGAGAACAUAAAGAGACAACAACGACCCCGUUUGUAGUCAUUGGUAGCCUCAUCGCCAUCGUGCUACUGAUUGUCAUGUAUAUUGCAGUCGGGAAAAAGGUGCCAUCAGUUUUCUGUUUCCUAAACCGAAAGAAACAACGCCAAUCAGAUUCUGAAUGCAUACAGUCAUUCCCAAUGGUUAGCGAAAGACCACUUCCUGGAGUGUCAUUUGAACCAACUAUCCCUCGCAUUGAUGAAGAAGCCGUGUCACUGGCUUCUUUCGGGUCUGGUAACACGUAUCAGGACAAUCGGGACCCCUCGCGCUUUACGUCAUACGUAGGAACGGAGGAAAGGGUGAGGUGUUCCGAUUGGUAUCAGGAGCGAUGGUAUGCCGAUCCCGAUCAAAUUCAGGAAACGAUAGAGGACGAUGACACAAGUUUACGGAUGCAAAUGAUGAUAAUAAAUAUGAAUGGUUGCCCUGUCCAUGGACAAUAAGUUAUGUGGAGUCGAAGUUGUGUGAUUAAUUCAAUCCAUGAUAUAUUGAUUUUAUGCUGGUGUAUCUUUGAGAGAGAGAGAUGAACAUUGAAAUUGUCAUUUACAGUUACUGUAAAUAUCUUGUGUAUACGAGAGAGAGAGGGGGGGGGGCAUUGAAAUUGUAAUUUACAGUUACUGUAAAUAUCUUGUGUAUAUAUGAAUGGAGAAAUUUAAUAUAUGAUACUACAUGUAUAUAUUUACUUGAUAAUGCUAAAUUUGUAUAAUUUUUGUUUUCAUUCUAUUCAAUCAAAUUGUCUCAUGGGUAUAUGAAUAGAGAAAUUUCUUAAAUAAUUACACAUUACUUGUUUAUGCUAUUUUUGCGUUAUUUUCCAUCAAACUGUAAUUAGAUAUUGUUAUACAUAUCUACAUGUAAUUCAUUCAAAACAAUCUAGAGUACAUGUACAACAAAAUAUUGCCAUAUUCAAGGAUUUGAUAAUCAGCGCUCGAGAAAAUUAUCUUAGAUGUUCUUAAAAUGAUGAUUUGGGUUUCAAAGAUGAUGGCCUACUUUCUUUCUUGUUCGUUUACUUUCACUUUAGCAGCGCCAUACUACUUUUUUUUUUAUUAAACCAUCAUAGUCCAGCUGUAUAACAAUAUUCUCACUAGAAUAUCGAUAUGCAUUUUAUCCUUGUCAUCUGUAAAGAAUUGUUAAUGCCAAAAUUUGAACUUUGCUUUUAUGUAUCUUCCAUUGUGAAAUAAAAUUAAUAAGCUUGGGAUAUCAUUUAAGUUUGAGCUGCUGGUAGAAAUGAAAGAUUUGUCUAUGAACAAACUGGUUCCCAAAAAUGGGGUUCCCUUUAAAUGUACAGUACUAAUCGCACUAUACUACUUACGAACAUCCUUUUCUUCUAUUAAAGAAGGAACUAAAGAAAGCUCACCCAAGAAGAUAUUCUUCUUUUCAAUUCAACACACCACAUAUGUUUUAAAGUAUCGGCAUUACAGUUGAGUUGUAAUACAUGUCGUUAUAGAUCUUCAUAAACAUUCGAGUCUAUAUCACCUAUUUUCGUUCAAAAGUCUACGCUUUUUGCAUUGCAUGACAGCGCUGGGCUCCUUCAAUGGACUUAUCAACUGUGCAAUUCUCAACAUUUCAUUUUUUCGUCAUGCUAUUGGGUACUGACAAUAAUAAAUGUUUGUUUACCGUUUUUCUGCUUGCACUUGUUAUCGCAUGUUCUAUAUCUUUCAGUUUUGUUUUGUUUCAUACAGAAAAUUAUGUUUGCAUAUAAGUUACAUUUUAUGAAAACAUCUGCGGCUUUAAAUACAACGGAAUUCACCUGUGUACUAUUGGUAGGUAUUUCCCUAACAUGACGCCGCGCUGCAAUUCGAUAAGUUAGUUAUAGAUUUGCUAGCAAAUCAAUACAGUGUGUAAUUUCUGUCUUGAUUUUGGGUUUUUUCUUACUUUUAUUGGAUGCAGAUAUACAUGUACAAUGUACAUUUGAAUUUGUCGAUAACAAGCAAGUUCUUGUAAAUGCAACUAUUGUACAUCAAAUGUUCUGCAUCAUAUAACGAUGAUUUUUCCCAUACUUGUAAUGUUGUCCUUGUUAUAUGCUUGUUGAGAGAGGGUAUACACUGCAAUUAGUUAUAUAGCUUAUGCCAGACCUCAUCCAUUCUUUCAAAAUUCAAUAAAAUGUGUUCAAUCUAAA